Molecule: messenger RNA, 111 nt
Organism: Spirodela intermedia
Lineage: Eukaryota; Viridiplantae; Streptophyta; Magnoliopsida; Alismatales; Araceae
Source: the annotation of a GenBank genome assembly
AUGAAGGGGGACUGGGUCCAGUCGGUCUUCUCGAGGCCUCCCCUGGUGGCCCAGUCGUCGGCGUUCCAGAUGCUGGAGAAGAGGUACAUGGGCUUGUCGCUGGGGAAGUAG